AUGACCUUGCAGUGGACAGCGGUCGCUAUCUUUCUUUAUAUUGAGAUCGGCACUUUGAUGUUGCUUAUGCUACCUUGGAUUCGGCCACCUGUAUGGAAGAAGAUAUUUAAGAGCCGUAUUGUAAGAGCUUUCGAAUCCUAUUCUUAUAUUUAUUCUUACGCACUUGGUGGAAUUCUGUUUCUCCUGUUCUUUGACGCGAUACGAGAAGUGAAAAAGUAUGGAUUUACCGAAUCUCUUUCUGAUUUCCAGUACCAAGUGGCACAAGUCGAUGCUGUUGUUCACAUGCGCCUGUUUCGUGCACAGAGAAACCUCUACAUAUCUGGAUUCGCGUUGUUCCUGUGGCUGGUUAUACGUCGAAUGGUGGAUCUUUUAAGCCGUGAAGCGAAUCUUAUGGCGUCGGCGGAAGCUUCCAUGAGGCAAGCCCAAAGUGCCACGGUGGCUGCUCAUUCGUUAAUGAAGGAAAAGGUAUUUGUUUUUUACACUGUUCUCUGGCCCUACAUCGAUUGUCAUCUUUUUGUAAUGUUAUUUAGGGGUCGACAGAGAAAUCAGAGUCAACAGAAGCGGAUGAGCAUGAUGCUGGAGAGACAGAAUUGA
This is a messenger RNA of Soboliphyme baturini, 594 nucleotides long. NCBI's taxonomy places the organism in Eukaryota, Metazoa, Nematoda, Enoplea, Dioctophymatida, Soboliphymatidae. The record is from the annotation of a GenBank genome assembly.